Molecule: messenger RNA, 1802 nt
Organism: Pteropus alecto (black flying fox)
Lineage: Eukaryota; Metazoa; Chordata; Mammalia; Chiroptera; Pteropodidae
Gene: TSPAN10
Product: tetraspanin 10
Exons: 3
Coding region: 132-1136 (334 amino acids)
Cellular component (GO): membrane
Source: RefSeq, a predicted model, not a curated record
CCUGAUGCGGCUCACAGCUCAGCCGGCUCUGAGCUCCUGGCUCCCGGAGUGGCCAGGGACACAGCACACCAGCCCUGGUGUCCCAGCCAGAGAGGCUGGGCAGGGGACCAGUGCACCCGUCUACGUGGACGAUGGAAGAGGGGGAAAGGAGCCCCCUGCUGUCUCAGGAUGCUGGGAGCCAGGAGCCACCCCGCUCCGGGAGCAGCCCACUCACGUCAAGCCCCCUGGGCCCAGCCCUGCAGGUGGGAUGGGCGGCAGGCCCGGCCCCCUCCCUUUCCCUGGGAACCAGCUGCCUCAAGUGUCUGACUUUUCUGUCUAACUUCCUCUUCUCUCUGCUUGGCCUGCUGGCCCUGGCCAUUGGGCUCUGGGGCCUGGCCGUCAAGGGGUCUCUAGGGAGUAGCUGGGGGGGCCCCCUGCCCGCAGACCCCAUGCUGGGGCUGCUGCUGGUGGGGCUGGUGGUCAGCGCAGUGAGCCUGGCGGGCUGCCUGGGCGCCCUCUGCGAGAACACCUUCCUGCUGCGCUGCUUCUCCGCGGGCCUCCUCGCCUUUCUGGUGCUGGAGGCCGUGGCGGGGGCCCUGGUGGUGGCCCUCUGGGGCCCGCUGCAGGACGGCCUGGAGCACGCCCUACGCUUGGCCAUCACCCGGUACCAAGACGACCCCGACCUGCACUUCCUCGUCGACCAGGUGCAGCUUGGGCUGCGGUGCUGCGGGGCCGCCUCCUACCAGGACUGGCAGCAGAACCUGUACUUUAACUGCAGCUCGCCUGGGGUCCAGGCCUGCAGCCUUCCUGCCUCCUGCUGCAUCGACCCUCAGGAAGAUGGAGCCUCUGUCAACGACCAGUGCGGCUUCAGUGCCCUGGGCUUGGAUGAGGAUGCGGCUCAGAGAGUGGUGCACCUGGAGGGCUGCGGGGGGCCACUCCGACAGUGGCUGCGGGAGAACAUCCGGGCGGUGGGCGGCUUCGUGAUCGCGGUCGUGGUGGUCCAGGGGGCAGAGCUCCUGCUGGCCACGCAGCUGGUGAGGGCUCUAGCUGUCCGCAAGGCGGCGACGAAAAGCCGCGGAACCGGCGGGGCGGCCGGUCCUGUCCAGCGGAGCUGCGGCGCCUGUGGCGGCGCCCCAGCCACGCAGGCCCCGGGCUGACCGGCAGAUGGGACGAAAGUCGGGGGCGCCGGGAUGGGGUACAGGGCUGCAGGCCUCCCCCGCUUCCCAGUGCCAGAGUCCCGCACCAGCCGCUGUGGACGCGCACCUCAGACACCUGGCCUCCUCCACCUGCUGUGCCUUGGGCCCUCAAGGUUCCCUUUCUGCAGGGCGGGCGCCGCCUCCUGCCCGGUCUAUUUUCCCAAGGCCCCCCGCCGCCCGAUUUCGCACUUCCAGAGCCUCUCGCCCAGACCACCGCCUCGCGCUGCUCCCGCGCUUGCCAACCGCGUUGGCCUGGGUGUAACCGCAGGCCCGCCUGAGCGCUGCUGCCUGGCGGUAUCUGCCUCCCAAGGACGGUGCCCGCGAGGCCACCAGGUGGGAGAGAGAAAGCUGAGUGAAAUCCUGCUGCUGGGCCCUCAAUUCCCACCCCCAUGCCCACUUCUGACCCCUGCACUUGACCGCUUCCUCCCGUGCCAGCCUUCCAGGCUCCGCCUAAGGGCCCCGCCCAUGAUGCCACCCCUGAAGCACCAGUUAUCACCACGGCCUGUCAUCUGCACUCCUCUGAGGCCACCUCUCCCCUUCCCAGGCCUCUGCCUCCAGAAGGCUGUUUUGCGGGGAGUAAGUGUUAUUGAGAUGUAUCAUUCACACAGUAAAUUGCACCGAUCUUAA